Cryphonectria parasitica EP155 is the source of this 1949-nucleotide messenger RNA. RefSeq lists its product as uncharacterized. Gene Ontology annotation, biological process: protein refolding; response to heat. The record is from RefSeq and is a predicted model, not a curated record. Lineage: Eukaryota; Fungi; Ascomycota; Sordariomycetes; Diaporthales; Cryphonectriaceae. Bases 285 to 1538 code for a protein of 417 amino acids. Gene Ontology annotation, molecular function: ATP binding; Hsp70 protein binding. The transcript has 6 exons. Gene Ontology annotation, cellular component: cytoplasm; nucleus; cytosol.
UCCUCUGAAGCCCAUUAUCACCACCAAACCCCCCAGGCGACUCCUUCACCUCAGCAAUUACCUCAAUAAGCCUCCUUUUCCCCAUCCCGACCCGCCUGCAACUUCCCCUCACAUUCGCCGCCGUCUACUCUGGCAGAGUACUUUUCCCCUGCGCUGUUCAAUCCUCAAAUUUUCUACCUAGAACUAUCCGGGCCUUUUGGAUCCUAAAACCACCGAGCGACCGAGCCUUGUGAUUCCCGACCGCCAAAGUUCCUCACCAACAACCCCUGCGCCAAACCGUCAAGAUGGUUCGGGAGACAAAGUUCUACGACCUUUUGGGCGUCCAACCCAAUGCUACCGAAGCAGAUCUAAAGAAGGCCUACAAGAAGAAUGCGCUGAGGUACCACCCUGACAAGAACCCCGGCAAUGAGGAGGCCGAGCACAAGUUCAAGGAGAUCUCUCAGGCCUACGAGGUCCUUUCCGACCCUCAGAAGCGAAGCGCCUAUGAUCAGAUGGGUGAGGCUGGCCUGGAAGGUGCUGCCGGCGGUGGUGGCAUGGCCGCUGAGGACCUGUUCGCUCAGUUCUUUGGCGGCGGCGGCCUGGGUGGCUUCGGAGGCAUGUUCGGCGGCGGCGGCCCGUCUCGCGGCGGCCCACCCAAGGCUCGUACAAUUCACCACACCCACAAGGUUUCCCUUGAAGAUAUCUACCGCGGCAAGGUUUCCAAGCUGGCGCUCCAGCGCUCCAUCAUCUGCCCUAAGUGCGAGGGUCGCGGAGGCAAGGAGGGCGCCGUCAAGCGCUGCGCCGGUUGUGAUGGCCACGGUAUGAAGACGAUGAUGCGCCAGAUGGGUCCCAUGAUUCAGCGUUUCCAGACCGCCUGCCCCGACUGCAACGGCGAGGGAGAGAUCAUCAAGGACAAGGACCGCUGCAAGCAGUGCAGCGGAAAGAAGACAGUUGUCGACAGAAAGGUCCUCCACGUCAAUGUCGACCGGGGUGUUAAGAGCGGCGCCCGCGUCGAGUUUCGCGGUGAGGGUGACCAGGCUCCUGGUAUCCUGGCCGGCGAUGUCGUUUUCGAGAUUGAGCAGAAGCCCCAUCCACGAUUCACCCGAAAGGACGAUGAUCUUCUCUACAACUGCGAGGUUGAGCUGGUGACAGCCCUUGCCGGAGGUACUAUCUAUGUCGAGCAUCUGGACGACCGGUGGUUGAGCAUUGACAUCCUGCCUGGCGAGGCGAUCGCACCAGGUGCCGUCAAGAUGAUCCGCGGCCAGGGUAUGCCAUCGUACCGCCACCACGACUGCGGCAAUCUCUACAUCCAGUUCACCGUCAAGUUCCCCGAGAAGGGCUGGACCGCUGACCCAGCAGCCUUCGAGGCCCUCCGCAACAUUCUGCCCUCGCCAGCUCUCCAGAACGUACCACCUGCCGAUGCUAUGACCGAACCCGUGGAUCUGGAGGACCCAGACUCCACCGCUGGCGCUCGCGCGUUCGGCGGCGAAGGUGCCAUGGACGAGGACGAUGAGGAUGGCCACCCGCAUGCCGAGCGCGUCCAGUGCGCCUCGCAGUAGAUGCUCUACAGCAACAAUGAUCUAACCAUACCCCCAUACAAAUGCGCCAUGAUUCUGUGUACCUGUUAUUGUUAGACCCGCGGCCGUGGAAUGGAAAACGUGGGUGAUGGAAUAGUUUGAUGAGGUGUGUCUCUGGUUGGAGACUUGGAACACCUUUCUGGCACAGCUCCAUCGCAGAAGAGGCAGUCAAGACUCGUCCUGGGCCAGUGUCGGAGGAAAUGACGGGUCAGCCCAACUAUGAUGACUAGAGCAUAAAGCGGCAACCAGUCGGGUUUUCCUUGGGUUUCUUUAUCAUGAUAGGACGAUUGUGGCUGGCGUUCAGAGGCAUAGAAAUGACAUCUGAGAUCAGGUGCAGGAAGUUAUCUGCUUAAGAACGCUUUUCAAGAACAUGAAUUAAUUUUGCUUUUUUAG